Molecule: messenger RNA, 2339 nt
Organism: Myotis myotis
Lineage: Eukaryota; Metazoa; Chordata; Mammalia; Chiroptera; Vespertilionidae
Gene: DNLZ
Product: DNL-type zinc finger
Exons: 3
Coding region: 26-796 (256 amino acids)
Biological process (GO): protein import into mitochondrial matrix; protein folding; protein stabilization
Cellular component (GO): mitochondrion
Molecular function (GO): zinc ion binding; protein-folding chaperone binding
Source: RefSeq, a predicted model, not a curated record
GGGGGCGUGAGGAGGCGGCCGAUCCAUGGUGCUCAUCACUGACGUUCUCCCUCCCGCUCCCUUCCGCUCCGAAGUCAAUAAAAGUAUGUUUUUUAAAAAGAGAAAAGAAAUGCGGCUCCUGAAAAGCAAAGCCACUGCCAAGCGAAGGCGCAGAGGGUCCUGGCCCGGAGCCGCCCGCGGGUGGCGCUGGGUCUGCCCUGUCCCCCAGGAGGGACCCGCACACACCCCGCCCCCCGCAGCGGGCGCGCAGCCGCGGCCUCGCUCGCGCACCGUCCAAGCCGCCCCGCCGGCCGCCAGGGGGCAGCAGCGGCCGCGCGGGUCCCGGAGGGUCGCUUCCGCCCGCCCGCUCCCAAGAUGGCGGCGGCGCGGCUUCAGCUCGGCCAGGCGGGAGCGGGGCGGGGCGGGUAGAGCGGCGGGAGGGAUGCUGCGAGCGGCGCUGUGCCGCGUGUCGUCGCUGGUGAGCCGCGCGCGGCCCGGGGGGCCCGGCUUGAGGCGACUGUGGGGGUGCGGGGCCCGCCCCGAGGCCGCGGGGAAGAGGCGGCCCUGGCGCUGCGGCUGGCGGCGCUGGAGCUCCGAGCCUGGGCCCAGCGCGGCGCACUACCAGCUCGUCUACACCUGCAAGGUAUGUGGGACCCGGUCCUCCAAGCGAAUCUCCAAGCUGGCGUAUCACCAGGGAGUGGUCAUUGUGACCUGCCCUGGCUGCCAGAACCACCACAUCAUCGCGGACAACCUGGGCUGGUUCUCCGACUUGGAUGGGAAGAGUGGCCCUGACAUCUCACAAAAACUGCCAAGUUAGAGAACUGGAAGGAGAGAGUGCGGAAGAGCUGAGAACAGAGGCUCAGAAGGUCUAGACGUAAAGAUAAAAAAGGCAGACACAGAAGGCUGACGUAACGCUCACAACGGCCGGACAAGUGGCUGGCGGGCUCGGAACAGGAGCCACAGAGCAUCGCCCACCCCUGAGCAGGUCAUCUCCAGGGAACACGGGGCAGUUUUGAACCCAAGGCCUGGGAACGGGCUGCGGGGCUGCUCCCUCCCCCUGCCCUUUCCUCCAGCCUCCUGGGCCGGCACAUCAUUUCCCAAAGUCUUUGAUAACUUACAGGCCUUGGAGCCUUGCUGGGUUAAAUAAUAAACAUCUAAAUAUUUCGAAGUAACAGGAUUCUGCAACAUUAAUUAAUUUGAGUUUGCCUCUUAGGGAAAAUAUAGAGGAUGGAUUUGAAUCUAUUAAUGAAUAAGUCUUGUAUUUUACUUGAAAUAUCUCUUAAAAUGUGAAUGUAUUGCUAAUCUGAGGAAUGUUAAUUACAUGCCACCUAAACAUCAAGGCUUCUAAGGUUAAAAAAUUCAAAAAUUAUGAGAAGGAAUUAUGGUUUCGGUAUAACAGAGAAAGCAUGAGCCGUGAAAAUGCAUUUUGAAGAAGAAAGAAUGUGGUUGCUAAAGCUGGUUAUUUCUGAAAGUUAUAAGGUUUCUAAAGAAAAAUUUGUAAAAGAUACAGAAUGUUUGUAAAGAAAAAUGUUGAGAAGAAAAUUGAAUAAAUGACACAGGCCAGUAAGCCAGGAUGAGUAGGAUAGGGAAAUUGAAAUAGUUAAACAGCAAUUUGGGGCCAGCUGGUAAACCGUCUUCCCUAAGCCAAGGGCACCUAGAGCGAAUGAUUUGCAUGUUGCCUCCCUAACCAGAGGGAAAUGGCUUAUGUCAACGUACUCAGGGAGACUGAAGAGAAAGCCAGUGAGUGAGGUUGCUGACCGCACCCAAGAACAAAUGAAAUUAGAAAAUAAACCUUACUUUGGUUAGUCUUUUCCUAAAGCAAAAGUCCUACAAACUAUUAUGUGUUAUAUUAACCAGGUACUAAAAAGAAACUUAGUUACAGGAGCUGAAGCUUUAGUAGCAUAUGUUUGUGUUUUAUACCCUCUUGUCACUUUGCUACAUAAUCUUUUGGUAGAAUGGGUUUGACAACCUUCCUAGGGUUUACGUUUUAAGAAAAGUUUUCUGUUUGUGGUGUGGUGUUUUUUUUUUCUUCAUUUUAAACAAGAAGUUUAUUUAAACAACAAGACACUUGACUUGAAGGGAAAACUAUCUAGGAUUCAUUUUUUUAGAGUACUUUAAUCCCUACUUAAAGACAGACUGCCCUCCCUGUAACAGCUGCGUACAACAGAGUUAUAAAAUUGUCCUUGGUUUUACAAUGGUAAAAAAUGAAAAACAUUAAAAUUCUCCAAUCAAACAAGGUAUGCAAGAAUUUUUAUGUUGUUCUUUUUUUUGUUAAACAGUGAGAGCAAAAUAACUGCCCUGGCCGGUCUGGCUCAGUGGAUAGAGCAUUGGCCUGUGGACUGAAGGGUCUUGGGUUCGAU